This is a messenger RNA of Linum tenue, 1629 nucleotides long. NCBI's taxonomy places the organism in Eukaryota, Viridiplantae, Streptophyta, Magnoliopsida, Malpighiales, Linaceae. The record is from the annotation of a GenBank genome assembly.
AUGGAAGAUCAUAAGCUACUAGAAGUUGGUUGGUGGUGGUUGCAAUCUGUUCCAAAGCAUUGGUCCUUGGCCACCCCAACAACACUAGUGCUAGUAGUGAUCAUAUUCACCACCUUCCUCCUCAAAAGUUCACCCAAAAAGAAGACCAAGUCUUCGCCGUCCGCACGGCCGCCCCCAGGCCCAUGGAAGCUGCCGGUGAUCGGAAACCUACACCAGAUGGCGGUUGGGUCGCCGCUCACGCAUCACCGCCUCCGGGACCUGGCCAGGCAGUAUGGCCCUCUCAUGCAGCUCAAGCUGGGCGAACUCUCCGCCGUCGUCGUCUCCUCCCCAAAAUGGGCCAAGCAGUUCAUGCAAACCCACGAUCUCAACUUCGCCACCAGGCCCUUCCUCCUCGCCGCCAGCAUCAUAUUUUACGACGGCCGGGACAUCGCCUUCGCCCCUCACGGCGACUACUGGAGGAAGAUGAGGAAGGUUGUUUCCAUGGAGUUGCUGGGUGCCAGGCGCGUGAAGCUGUUUCGGCCUAUCAUGGAGCGAGAAGUGAAGAAGCUAGUCGAAUCAAUCUCAGCAGGCGGCACGGCGGCGCCGGUGAACAUGAGUCGGAUGUUCGUCUCGCUGGGGACAACGGUCACAUCUUGCGUGGCCUUUGGGAAGGCGCGGAAAGACGACCACCAAGUGGAGCUGCUGUUGCCCUUGAUAGACCAAAUUAUGGAGACGCUGGGAGGCUUCAGCCUGGUGGACCUCUUCCCUUCCAGUAAGCUCGUGGGCCUGCUCACGGGGGCCCAUUCCAGCCUCAGAAAGGUCCACGCAGCCGUCGAUGUCAUCCUCGAAGCCAUAAUCAGCGACCACGCCGCAAGAAGGUCCACAUCAUCAUCAGCUACCAAUUCGAAGAAAGACGGCGACGGUGAGGAUGUUGUGGACGUUCUCCUGAGUAUCAAAGAGAACAACGACCUCGGAAUCCCUUUCACCAACGAGGAGAUCAAAGCUCUCAUCCUCCAAAUAUUCCUCGGUGGGACUGACACGUGGACCGUGGCAGUGGAAUGGGCCAUGUCGGAGCUAAUGAAGAACCCAUGGGUUAUGAAGAAAGCACAAGAAGAGGUGCGCCAAGUGUUUAACUCCAAAGAAAAAUUAGGAGCUGCAAAUGAUCAAGCGUGGAUGGAUCAACUGCCUUAUCUACAGCUAGUUGUGAAAGAAACUUUCAGGCUGCAUCCUCCCGGUCCCUUACUAGUUCCAAGGGAGAGUCGAGAAACGGUUGAGAUCGAUGGGUAUCAAAUACCGGCUACCACCAAGGUCAUCAUCAAUGCAUGGGCCAUCGGUCGAGAUCCCCAACACUGGACCGAGCCCGAAACUUUCCAUCCGGAAAGGUUUCUCGAUAGCUCCGUAGACUUCAAGGGGAUGGAUUUCCAGCUCAUUCCGUUUGGAGCUGGACGAAGAGCGUGUCCGGGCAUACACUAUGGGAUCUCCAUCAUCAAUAUCGUCCUCGCGAAUUUGCUUUAUCAUUUCGACUGGGAGCUUCCUGAUGGGAUUACCCACCAGGACUUCGACAUGUCCGAGAAAUUUGGCGUGGAGGUGACAAGGAAGAACGACCUGCUCCUCGUUCCCGUUCCAUAUAUACCCCACCACCCAGAAUAA